Messenger RNA from Penicillium riverlandense, 1314 nucleotides. RefSeq names its product fungal specific transcription factor domain-containing protein. Gene Ontology annotation, biological process: DNA-templated transcription. The transcript has 3 exons. Gene Ontology annotation, molecular function: DNA binding; zinc ion binding. The record is from RefSeq and is a predicted model, not a curated record. NCBI's taxonomy places the organism in Eukaryota, Fungi, Ascomycota, Eurotiomycetes, Eurotiales, Aspergillaceae. Bases 1 to 1314 code for a protein of 437 amino acids.
AUGCGCGGAAGAUGGCGGGAGGCCAGCAGACGCUCACACGAACAUAACAGGAGCACCGAAAACGAACUUCUAUCCCGAGUCAGCCGGAUUGAACAUCAGCUUAGCCUGAUCUUGCGCCCAGAAGCUCACACUCAGAACCACCUUGGAGAUACUCUUACAACCCCCACUCGGCCGCGCGGCCGGCAGCCGCUAGAUGAUAAUACGGCUGCUAAUUCCCUUACACGAAGUCAGGGCAGCUCUUUUUCGCCGCGCGUGCCCACAUUCUCCGGAGAAACAUCCCUAACACACAAUAUUACCAUGAUCGAAGGUCGGUUAGAACAGAUGGGAGUAAUAUAUGAGAGAUUGCGAUCUACUUCUCCAGGGCACUCCUUUGGGUCCCAUUUGACACCGUCCCCGGAGGCCUUACCUGAUAAUACAUUAGAAUGGGGGCAGACAAGCUACAUCCGCAAGGUACUAGACUCCCACAGGGUUGUGCCCAAUGAAGAGCUGUGGAGGGGCUUCAUGCGCACAUUUUGCGAAGAAGUUCAUAUACUCGUCCCGUUCCUACAUAUUCCUACAUUAUGGACUCUCUAUGAAGAGACAUGGGAGAAGUUCUUUAAUUUCUCCAGACACGAUCAUCUAAACAGUGAGAAUCGGAUCCAGGUCGCUCAUAUACUCCUGUGCCUUGCCAAUGGAAAAUGUGUCGGGUCUUCGCGACUGCAUUCGGGAGAGGAGCAAUACUCGGCUGGAUGGAGCUUAUAUAAUGCGGGGAAAGAUAUAUUUGGCGACCUUCUCGACAGUUUUCACGAUGGUGAUAACCAGAUCAUUGUUUUGCAGACCAUAACCUUGAUGGUUGUAUAUCUCUUUCGUCUCGAUGCACAUGGCCCAGCUGAAAAGGUCUUGGCUCUCACCAUUUCGCAUGCGCACCAUAUUGGGCUCCAUAGGCGCAAAGUGGUCGAUGGCAUGGGAACCUUUACGAGCGAGAUGUGCCGCCGCCUGUGGUGGUGUGUGUACCUUUUGGAUCGUCGGCUGGCCCUUGAAACAGGGCGUCCCUUUUUAAUUCAGGACGUGAACGUUGACGUCGGAUUACCUCAAGAUGUGAGUGACGAGUGGCUUCGAACAUGUCACGACUUGCAGUUUCCGGUGUCCAAUGCAGCGUCAUGCGAGAAUAUUUGCUCGCCAGUGGCGUACCUGAUCGCCAUGACUGCCUAUUCGAAGGUCAUUGGGAAAAUCUGGGAAGCCUUAUAUGGCGCUCCCACUAACGAGUCCACACCCAGCUAUUUUCUCAAUGAAUACCUGAUGCAUCUAAUCACUCAGUCUCAAAGAGAGAUCUGA